AGAGAGAGAGCGAGAGAAAGAGGGAGACAAACUAACACUGGAUCCUUUCUCCGAACCAAAGACCAGGACCAAGGCCUGUUUAGCCCAGACGAAAUGGCUGAAGUUAGUGAGAUAUUGAUGUCGGUUCUGUCCACGAUUCGGGUUCCGAGGCCCGGAGACCGCGUCCAUAAAGACGAAUGCGCGCUGUCAUUCGCUACCCCGGAGAGCGAGGGCGGUUUGUAUGUGUGUAUGAACAGUUUUCUGGGCUUUGGAAGUAAGUAUGUGGAGAGACACCAUCUAAGAACCGGACAGAGGGCGUAUCUGCACAUCACCCGAACCCGCAAAACUCAGAAAGAAGAUGAGAACAACUCAGGGUCAGGUGACCCUCCCAAGAAGAAGCCCACCAGAUUGGCCAUAGGGAUAGAGGGAGGUUUUGAUGUGGAGCGGGAGCAGUAUGAGGAGGAGGUGAAAGUUGUCCUCUUCCCAGACAGACAGGAAGUGACAAAAGAGGACUUGGCCACCAUGCCGGACGUUGUGAGAGACAGAGUGAUGCUGUCGAUCAACGGGCUGAUGGCGGCAGACUCAGUGUCUCACACCCUGCAGGUGCAGCAGUGGGACGGGGAGGUGAGACAGGAGUCCAAACAUGCGGCAGACCUCAAACAGCUGGAUAACGGCAUCAAAAUACCACCCAGUGGGUGGAGAUGUGAAGUGUGUGACCUGCAGGAGAACCUGUGGAUGAACCUGACGGAUGGGAAGGUUUUGUGUGGGCGGAGGUAUUUUGACGGCUCUGGGGGAAAUAACCACGCCCUGGAGCACUUCCAGCAGACUGGAUAUCCACUGGCUGUCAAACUGGGAACCAUUACACCUGAUGGAGCAGACGUGUACUCUUAUGAGGAAGAUGACAUGGUGUUGGACCCUAAGCUGCCAGAACACCUCACCCACUUUGGUAUCGACAUGAUGACGAUGGAAAAGACGGAGCGGACGAUGACGGAGCUGGAGAUAGCGGUGAACCAGCGUGUCGGGGAGUGGGAGGUGAUCCAGGAGUCCGGCACGGCACUCAAGCCCCUGUGGGGUCCGGGACUGACGGGCAUGAAGAACCUGGGAAACAGCUGCUACCUCAACUCUGUCGUCCAAGUGCUCUUCACCAUCCCAGACUUCCAGGACAAGUACGUCUCAAAUAUCGACAAGAUCCUCGACGAGGCCCCCAGCGACCCCACACAGGACUUUAAAACUCAAGUAGCCAAACUGGGUCAUGGUUUACUCUCUGGUGAAUAUUCCACUGACCCUGGUGAUGACCCCAGUGCAGAACACAGGGAUGACCAGGUUGGCAUAGCGCCGCGCAUGUUCAAAAACCUGGUUGGGCGGGGCCACCCUGAGUUCUCCACCAAUCGGCAGCAAGAUGCCCAAGAGUUCCUACUGCACUUUAUCAAUAUGGUGGAGAGAAACUGCCGGUCAGGACUGAAUCCGUCGGAGGCGUUCCGUUUCCUGGUGGAGGAGAGAAUCGUCUGUCAGCAGUCACAGAAGGCCAAAUACACCCAGAGAGUGGACUACAUUGUCCAGCUGCCUGUGCCCAUGGACCAGGCCACAAACACAGAGGAGCUCCAGGAGGCGGAGCGUCGGCGUGAGGAGGCGGAGGCUGCGGGAACCCCGCCCCCUCCCAUUCCUCGUGCUAAAAUCCCAUUCGCUGCCUGUUUGGCAGCUCUCAGUGAACCAGAGACACUGACAGACUUUUGGAGCUCCGCAGUCCAAACCAAAACCACUGCCACCAAGACGACCCGGUUUGCCUCCUUCCCUGACCACCUGGUCAUUCAGAUUAAGAAGUUUACCUUUGGCCUCGACUGGGUCCCCAAAAAACUGGAUGUGAGCAUAGAUGUUCCUGACACGUUGGAUCUGAGCGCGCUCCGCGCCACUGGACAGCAGCCAGGGGAGGAGCUUCUGCCCGAGGUGGCCCCGCCCCCUCUCAUGACCCCCGACGUGGAGGUCAAAGGUAUCCUGGGUUCCCACGGCAACGAGGAGGACGACUCUCUCUACUCCCCACUGCUGUGUCAGUCUGUCUCCCCUGUGCUGGAUGACUCUACGGUGAUCCAGCUCUGUGAGAUGGGUUUCCCACUGGAGGCCUGCAGGAAGGCUGUGUACUAUACUGGGAACACUGGAAUCGAUGCUGCCAUGAGCUGGGUGAUGGGACACAUGGAAGACCCAGAUUUCGCCGCCCCCUUGGUGUUGCCAGGCAGCAGCUCCGCCCCGGGGACAACGCCCACGGAAAGCGUAUCAGAGGAGCACCUGGCAACCAUCGUUUCUAUGGGCUUCAGUCGAGACCAGGCCACACGCGCCCUCCGUGCCACGAGUAACGUGCUGGAGCGGGCAGUGGAUUGGAUCUUUUCUCAUCUGGAUGAUUUGGAGUCCAUGGACGUGUCUGAGGGGGGGCGUUCUGAGGGGGCCAGUGAGGGGAGUCGGGACCCACCACCCGGACCCCGCGUCAGAGACGGGCCUGGGAAGUAUGAGUUGUUUGCCUUUAUCAGUCACAUGGGCACGAGUACAAUGUGUGGACACUACGUCUGUCACAUCAAAAAGGACCAACAGUGGGUAAUUUUUAACGAUCAGAAAGUGUGUGCCUCUGAAAAACCACCCAAAGACCUGGGAUACCUGUACUUCUACAGGAGAGUGGCCGAGUGAACAACACACACACACACUCUCACACACACACACACACACA
This is a messenger RNA of Chanos chanos (milkfish), 2692 nucleotides long. RefSeq names its product ubiquitin specific peptidase 5 (isopeptidase T) (gene usp5). Bases 94 to 2652 code for a protein of 852 amino acids. The transcript is spliced from 20 exons. Lineage: Eukaryota; Metazoa; Chordata; Actinopteri; Gonorynchiformes; Chanidae. The record is from RefSeq and is a predicted model, not a curated record. Gene Ontology annotation, molecular function: protein binding; cysteine-type deubiquitinase activity; zinc ion binding. Gene Ontology annotation, biological process: protein deubiquitination.